UGUGUUUAUCGCUUCCAACAGUCAUUAAAUAUCCGAAAAAAAUGUCAGCAUGACCUACGCUGUCAUUACCUAUUUUAAAAAUAAAUUUAGAUUUUUUAGAAAUAAUAAGGGCCAUAAGAAACCGGCGAAAAUGAGACCAGACUCGGAUAACAGGGAGCGAAGGGAAAGCCCCCGGGCGCACGCCAACUUCCUCUCGGCGUUCACUUUCUUUUACAGCAUCAAAACCUUCAGGGAGGGCAUUAGUCGGGAACUGACCGAAGAUGACCUCACCAAGCCUUUGGACGAGCACAAAUCCAACAUGCUGGGCGACAAAAUCUCCGCCAUUUGGACCAAGGAAUUCGACAGGGCCUUGGAGCAGAAAAGACAGCCCAACAUGCGAAAAGUAAUCGCAAAGACCUUCUACAAGGAAUUCAUGAUGUACGGAUUGGUUAUGUUCGUUUUAGAAGUCGCCGUCAGGCUGUUUCAGCCGAUAUUCGUGGGUUGUUUCAUCAGAUACUUUAACGAGAACAACAGGCUAAGGACGACCAAAGGAGAGGCGGUUAAACCCCCGCAAUUUUUCUACAGAGUCUUGAAUUUUUGGCAGCCCGACCAAGGCAUUAUCACUAUAGAAGAAGCGUAUUUCUUCGCAGGCGGCAUAGCGUUCUGCAACUUGUUGGUUGUAAUGGUGACCCACCCGUACAUGCUGGGCGUCCUGCACGUAGGAAUGAAAGUCCGAGUGGCCUGCUGCUCGCUGAUCUACCGGAAGGCGUUGCGAUUGAAAUUCACCUCGCUGGGCGGCGAGACGGUGGGAAACGUGGUGAAUCUAAUGUCGAACGACGUGACCAGGUUCGAUUUGGCGCCGAUUUUCGUACAUUACUUGUGGAUAUCGCCCAUACAAAUGUCCUGCAUCAUCUACUUCCUGCACAAGGAGGUCGACGACGCCUCGUUUUACGGGUCGUUUGCGGUCCUGUUCGUCGUUCCCGUACAAAUGCUGCUGGGCUACAGAACGGCCGUGCUGAGACGAUUGGCCGGCGGUCGAACCGACGAAAGAGUGAGGCAAAUGAACGAAAUCAUCCAAUCCAUACAAGUCAUAAAAAUGUACGCUUGGGAGAAACCCUUCGCGGGGAUGAUCAAGAAGUUGAGGCAGAAAGAGCUGAAGGUACUGAAGCAAACCUCCUACAUCCGAGGCCUGAUCAUGUCCUUCAUAAUGUUCACCAGCCGAUCGGCGAUAUUCCUAACAGUCGUAACUUACAUAUUAAUAGGCGAGCACAUAACGGCCGAAAAAGUCUUCCUCAUAAUCUCCUACUACCAAAUCCUCAGGCAAACCAUGACCGUGUACUUCCCCCAGGGGGUGGCCAUGGUGGCCGAGGGCUUCGUCUCCAUCAGCCGCAUCGAGGAGUUCAUGAAGACCGAGGAGACGAACGUGGGCGAUCCCUCGCCGAUCGACCGCUACUGGCAGAUCAAGCCGAAGAAGUACCCGAAGCGGCCGAUGCAGAGCGCCCAGCGCGGCGACGCCUACAUCCAAAUCAUUCACGGCCACUCCAAGUACGGGGACAUCCUGUGCCUGGAGGAUUUGAAUUUGGAGUUCAAGCCCGGCCAGACCGUGGCCGUCGUGGGGCCGGUGGGCGCCGGCAAGAGCUGCCUGCUGCACCUGAUCAUGGGCGAAUUGCCGCUGUUCAGCGGGAAAUUGAACCUGCGCGGAGUGGUCUCCUACGCUUCGCAGGAACCCUGGCUGUUCGUCGGAUCGGUCAGGCAGAACAUAUUAUUUGGAAGGCGCUUCGAUUACCAUCGCUACAGGGAAGUUAUAAAGGUUUGCGCGUUGACCAGGGAUUUUUCCAUUUUACCUUUCGGAGACAGGACGAUCGUGGGCGAACGCGGAGUAUCGCUCAGCGGAGGCCAAAGGGCCCGAGUUAAUUUGGCCAGAUGCGUCUACAAGGAAGCGGAUAUUUACCUCCUGGACGAUCCGCUAUCGGCCGUCGACAUUCAGGUCGGCCAGCAACUAUUCGAAGCCUGCAUAAAACGCUACUUGCACGAAAAAAUAGUGAUCCUAAUCACGCACCAACUGCAAUAUUUAAAACGGGCCGAUUACAUCGUCAUCAUGAACGAAGGGCUCAUCCAAUGCCAAGGGCCCUACAAAGGCUUGAUGGAGAAGGCCGAUCUCUCGUACUUCGCCACCAUUCUAAAGGAAGCCUCCACCGCGUCGCCUAUCGAGGAAAAGGAAGUGGAGAGACUGCUGCAAGGCAUCUCGGUAACGAGCACCGUAUUCAACAGCAUGAUCGACAUCGAGGGCAAGAAGAGACGGCCCUUGAUCGUUCCCGAAAUGAGAACGACCGGCUCGGUGGAUUUCGCCAAUUACAAGGCGUAUUUUCGAGCCGGAGCGAACUUUUGCGGCAUCGUCUGCAUGAUAAUCCUGUUCCUGUUAGCGCAAGUGAUCGCCAGCGGCGGCGACUUCUUUCUGGCUCAAUGGGUCAACGUCGAAGAGCUCCGCUAUUUCAAAGGCUCCGCCGAAUCGAUGGGAAUGUACAACAACCUAUCGCGCGACAAUUUCGUUCUAAUCUACAUGAUAUUAAUGAUAAUGACGAUAGUGGUGGCGAUAUUGAGAUCUUUGGUGUACUACAGCGUAUGCAUGCGCUCCUCCCAACGGUUGCACAACAAGAUGUUCGAGAGCGUGAUACACGCCUGCCUGCUGUUUUUCAACGUCAACAGCUCGGGUCGCAUCUUGAACAGGUUCUCCAAAGAUCUGGGCGCCGUCGACGAGCUGCUGCCCAACGCGUUUUGCGACACCACGCAGCUGCUGCUCAACCUCAUCGGAGCCAUAAUCAUCGUGGCGAUGGUCGAGCCGAUGCUGCUCAUUCCCACUUUCUUGAUGGUCGUCGCCUUCUACUUCUUGAGAAGGGUUUAUUUAGCUACCAGUAGAAACGUCAAGCGCUUGGAGGGUAUAACUAGAAGUCCGGUGUUCGCCCACCUGAACGCUUCUCUACAGGGUUUGACCACUAUCAGAUCGAACGGGGCGGAGAAGAUUCUAGUGGACGAAUUCGACUCGCUGCAGGACAUCCACAGCAGCGCUUGGUUCAUGUUCCUCUACACUUCCAGAGCGUUCGGGUUGUGGUUGGACAUCAUCUGCUCGUGCUACAUCGGCUUGGUUUCGUACAGUUUCGUCGUGUUGGGCGACGAUUACUACGGCAGCGCCGUGGGGCUGGCCAUCACCCAGUGCAUAGGCCUCAGCGGGCUCGUUCAGUGGGGAAUGAGGCAAUCGGCCGAAUUGGAGAACCAAAUGACGUCGGUGGAAAGGGUGUUGGAGUUCACCCGGAUCGAGCACGAGCCGGAUUUGGAGUCCACUCCCGACAGGAAGCCGCCGUCGGUGUGGCCGAAGUACGGCAAAAUCGAAUUCAUCGAUUGCAGCAUGCGGUACAGCUACUUCGAGCCGUACGUGCUGAAGCAUAUGAGCUUGGUGAUCAAGCCCAAGGAGAAGAUAGGCAUCGUGGGACGGACGGGGGCCGGGAAAUCCUCCAUGAUCGGCACCGUGUUCCGAUUGGCGACCUACGAGGGGUUGAUAUUGAUCGAUAAUUUGGAUAUAAGCAUCCUCGGUUUGCACGAUCUGAGGAAAAAGCUGUCGAUUAUACCGCAAGAGCCCGUUCUGUUUUCAGGCACUCUCAGAUACAAUUUGGAUCCGUUCCAUGAAUUCACCGACGAGCAGAUAUUCACUACUUUACUGGACGUGGAAAUCUCGAUGGCGAUGAAGAAGGGAAUCGAGUGCUUGGACGAUAUUAUGAGCGAAGGAGGCACCAACAUAAGCGUGGGAUCAAGGCAAAUGGUUUGUCUGGCUAGAGCCAUAUUAAGGAAUAACAUCAUACUGGUUAUGGACGAAGCUACAGCCAAUGUUGACGCCCAAACCGAUAGAUUCAUUCAAACGACGAUCAGAACCAAAUUCGCGCAUUGCACCGUGCUCACUAUAGCCCACAGAUUGAACACAGUCAUGGACUACGAUAAGAUACUGGUGCUCGAUGCCGGGCAGCUGAUCGAGUUCGAUCAUCCGCACGUUUUGCUGCAGAAUCCGAACGGGAUUCUCACGGACAUGGUCAGAAAAACGGGACCCGGCGUGUCCGAUCGCUUGAGGGACAUCGCGAAGGAGAAUUUCAUGCGGCAGCUCAUGGUCGAGAAGAAAGUAAUCAUAUCGAAUAUCGUACAACAAAUAAUGGACAACGUAGAAGCCGAAGAGGUGAGGCGCAACUUGAAUUAUAUGAAAAAUAUGUAAGAAUUUAUAGCCCGAUCCGGAGUUUAUACGAGUUUUUACAAUUAGAAAUGUACAUGGUUUUUUACGAGUGUGGAUAUUAAAGUAUUUUAUCU
Molecule: messenger RNA, 4326 nt
Organism: Phyllotreta striolata
Lineage: Eukaryota; Metazoa; Arthropoda; Insecta; Coleoptera; Chrysomelidae
Source: the annotation of a GenBank genome assembly